AUGUCUAAUGCAAGUAUCUCAGAUGUUAUCCCAGAUUGGUUUGGGGAUGUGUUUUGGAAUUGCGAUGAUAUAGAUCUUUCUAAUAAUCAUAUAAGAGGAGAGCUUCUCACAAAAUUUCGUUUUGAAGGUUACAAGAAAGCGUUGACUUGGUAUCUUCAUCUUUCAGAAAAUUAUUUGACUAGUGAAAUACCAAAGUGGUUAUGUAGCUUAACAGAUUUAAGGCUCUUGGAUCUUUCUACAAAUAAGUUUUCUGGAGAGAUACCACCAUGUUUAGGAGAACUAAAAAAUUUGAAAGUUGUUAAUUUGGCAAACAAUCAUCUAUAUGCCCACAUUCCAAAUUUGUUUGGAUCUCUAUAUUACUUGCGUUCUCUAAGCUUGCGAAACAAUGGACUUCGAGGCAAACUCCCUUCAAGUUUGCAGAACUUAAGAAGUUUGGUAUUGUUGGAUUUAAGUGAGAAUGAAUUAGGGGAUGUUAUUCCCUCAUGGAUGGGAGAAAAGCUAACAAGUAUGAGAUUUCUUGUAUUGGAUGCAAAUAAUUUCUAUGGGGAUAUUCCGCUGCAACUUUGUCAACUACCUAAUCUUUAA
Ipomoea triloba (trilobed morning glory) is the source of this 585-nucleotide messenger RNA. Its product is annotated as receptor-like protein EIX2. The transcript has a single exon. Bases 1 to 585 code for a protein of 194 amino acids. Gene Ontology annotation, molecular function: protein binding. The record is from RefSeq and is a predicted model, not a curated record. NCBI's taxonomy places the organism in Eukaryota, Viridiplantae, Streptophyta, Magnoliopsida, Solanales, Convolvulaceae.